Messenger RNA from Paramuricea clavata, 982 nucleotides. The record is from the annotation of a GenBank genome assembly. NCBI's taxonomy places the organism in Eukaryota, Metazoa, Cnidaria, Anthozoa, Malacalcyonacea, Plexauridae.
AUGUCGAAAAUAGCUCAAACCAAUGUGUGGAAUCAUGUCUUACCGAACGAGGCGAUAACAGCGAUGUCAUAUGGUGGAACUAGUAUAGAGGAAAAUCUGCUACGUUGGAGUGAUGUGGUCGCGUCUUAUAACUCAGAUGCCUAUUUUACACAACAUCCUUUUCAUCUUUAUUUGCCAGGUAGGAAACCAUUCAUAAUAGCUUUCCAAGCACGAGAUCAAUGCAAAUGAGAUGGGUGUCAACUACAGGCCAGUUUCAUAGGAAGUACUUCACAUGUGCCGAAUUUAAUUGAAUUAUAAGUACGGCAUUACUGUGAAUUCGGUACGGCGCAGUUGAUUUAUACGGCGUAUUUUAUUUCGGUGAACUUAAUCUGUUUGGGGUGGUUGGGUUAAAACCGCAGUGUAUUAUGGAAAAACCAACCAUUUUAAUUAUGUUUAAUUAUGCAUUAGUUACGCAUUUAAUUCGGGACAUGUAAAGUACACUGUCUGAAUCACUUGCCGUGCUAAAGCCGCAUAAUGCGGCAAGACGUAUCGAACUUAAUUAUUUUGUUGUAUCAAAUUCUUGGAUUUGGCGUAUGUGAAGUACGGCGCAUGAAAUUAAUAAUGAAAGUCUUAUAUUACAUUUUCAUGCAUGUUUACACGACGUCAUACAAUACAAUUUCGUCGGACAAAUUUUGAAAAUAUUUGAGUGUCUCGGAUUGAAAAGUAAAAGUUGUAGGAAGAAUUUUGAUAAAUUUACAAAGAAAUUAAUAUUUUAUUUGCAGACGGUGUUGUUCAAAAGAGGCGAGAUGAAUUUUGCCGCAAAAAUGCCCCCAUCUGUCCAUCGGGAAAUACGCAUUACGCUCGUAUUGGGCCCCGCCAUACAAACGAUCCUCCUGGCAUUCAAUGGCGAUGUUACUGCCCUGUUAAUGUUGGAGAAGAUAAAAACGUUCAGGUGGUUAAUGAUAAAUAUCACACAUAUGAACAGUUGAUGUACAUUUUUUAA